CGCCCCUUUUCUUUCAACGUUGUGAAAUUCGCAUGCGUUCUCGAUAACAUCUCAAUUAAAGCUUAGAGAUAGCUGUUUAUAUUUUUGGUGUAUCUUUCCUUUGAUUCAAUAUGGGUAUUCUUCGUAUAUUAGAAAUUAUAUUUGUCUUUUAUUUUGCUUCUCACAUUCCUAUUACAUUAUUCAUUGAUCUUCAAGCGUUGCUUCCUGCGCAGAUGUAUCCUCAACAGCUGAAAGAUGUUUUGAGAUGGUAUGGGGCUGAGUUCAGAGACCCCAUGAUGCUGAAUCCCCCCACCUGGUUCAAGUCCUUCAUCUUCUGCGAAGCUCUGGUUCAAACACCCUUCUUCCCCAUAGCUGCAUACGCCUUCCUGAAAGGAGGCUGCAAGUGGAUCAGGACUCCGGCCAUUGUGUAUUCCACCCACGUAGUCACCACCCUGGUCCCCAUCCUAGCCCACAUCCUCUACUACCCCUUCCCCACAGAGCCCCACCCUGGCCCCCAGACCCAGAAGGAGCGUUACACCCUGGCAGCCAUCUACGCUCCGUACCUCCUGAUUCCUCUGAUGCUGCUGUUCACAAUGCUCUUCAGCUCAGCUUACAACACCAACAGUCAGGGAGGAAAGGGCUCAGCUAAGGCCAAGAAGAUCAAAUAAAAGACACUCAUUUCUAGCCUGAGUGCUAGUCUGUUUGUGCUAUUGUCCAACUCCAUUGCUGUCCUUGUCACCUGUUUGGUUUGAUGGCACAAACAGAUUGGCACUCAGGCUACUAAUCCACCUGUACAUUCUGUAAUACACUGUACUGUUACCCAGCAGUCUGUCCAGGCUAUCAUACCUCUUAGUCUACAGUACUCAUUUUCAUAGUGAUUUUUUUUCCCCCUCUUCUCCUCAAGUGAUGAAUUGUCAAUUGGUACAUUUCAAGUCAAUAAAACAUCAUAGGUACAUUAAACAUU
Molecule: messenger RNA, 943 nt
Organism: Oncorhynchus tshawytscha (Chinook salmon)
Lineage: Eukaryota; Metazoa; Chordata; Actinopteri; Salmoniformes; Salmonidae
Gene: tmem97
Product: transmembrane protein 97
Exons: 3
Coding region: 111-647 (178 amino acids)
Cellular component (GO): endoplasmic reticulum
Source: RefSeq, a predicted model, not a curated record